This is a messenger RNA of Desarmillaria tabescens, 783 nucleotides long. RefSeq lists its product as uncharacterized. Lineage: Eukaryota; Fungi; Basidiomycota; Agaricomycetes; Agaricales; Physalacriaceae. The transcript has a single exon. The coding region runs from base 1 to 783 and encodes 260 amino acids. The record is from RefSeq and is a predicted model, not a curated record.
AUGAACACAUUCAUCCCUCCAUUGCAUCUCGCCCAGUUCCGUAUCAUUAACAAGAACUACUUCGACGCCUUACCUAUCGAUGCAUCACUGGAAGACUACGCUUUGACCAACCAAGAGCGGUCACAGUUAAUUUCAUGGACGCUGGACGAAGAUUCUGUAGACAAGGACACGUUACAUCCUCGCCUUGUCGGGCUUUUACCGGAGCUUUCAUUGAAAACUCGAUGCCAUGGUGUCGACCUACUGCUACAUCGAGGACGACCAGUCGCUACUCGCGAGGAGCUGGCCUCCAUCAUCAUCUCUACCCAUGCUGAAAAGCACUCCAAUGGCGCUUCCAACUACUACAUUAUCGACAAACGCUUCUCCUGUAUUCCUGCUUCCCUCGUUCUUGCCUGGGCGAUGAGCUGUCCGGAUUGUACCAAGGAGAAUACAUGCCAGAUACGAACACUAAAGGAUCCUAUCAGCGUCUCGACAGUUUUCCCGCCACGUUCGAAAUCCGAGAUGGUCAAGAAAUCGCUCCCACUUCACUCUUCCACUAAUGAUGGAUAUGAGAAACUGACGUCGCGACCUGGACAGUCCAAAGUGAUCCUAUCUCUCUGCGGUUUGCCUACUAUGAGCAAGACCUGCCCAGAAGUGUUCAAUGACAUCCUGGCGCUCGGUGCCGCCCCUCAGAGGUCCUUUUCGAACGGACAGGCACUUUCCAUUACUGCAGAGGAUAUCGAGGCGGCAGAGAUUCUGGUGCAGAUGUCGAGACUAAAAAACAAAGCCGUUUGCUCAUCAGCGUGA